This is a messenger RNA of Agelaius phoeniceus (red-winged blackbird), 5169 nucleotides long. RefSeq names its product fibroblast growth factor receptor 1 (gene FGFR1). Gene Ontology annotation, molecular function: fibroblast growth factor receptor activity; ATP binding; fibroblast growth factor binding. Gene Ontology annotation, cellular component: signaling receptor complex; plasma membrane. The record is from RefSeq and is a predicted model, not a curated record. Gene Ontology annotation, biological process: protein phosphorylation; positive regulation of cell population proliferation; fibroblast growth factor receptor signaling pathway. NCBI's taxonomy places the organism in Eukaryota, Metazoa, Chordata, Aves, Passeriformes, Icteridae.
CGCGCCUUCGGGAGCGCGUCCGGCAGCGGCUCCGGGAGCGCCUCCCGCCGCCUCCGCCGGCCGGGCCGGACCGGGGCUGCCAUGGGGCGGCCGCUGUGAGCGCGGCGGCGGCGGGGCUGCGCCUCUCGCCCCGGCCGGGGCUCCCCUCCAUUGUUCCCGGGAGCGGCGGCACCGCGCCGCCGCCGCCGCCGCCCGCGGGGCUCCGCUUGUAGGGGCUGCCAGCCCUGCGGAGACGCCCCUGCUCCCGCCCAGGGCCCCCAUGGAGUGGCAGUUGCGGAGCCCAGUCGCCGAGCAGUAGCUGCAGCAGUGGGAUGUGGACCUGGCGGUGCCUCAUCCUUUGGGCUGUGCUGGUCGCAGCCGCGCUCUCCGCUGCCCGGCCGGCCCCCACCCUGCCCGAGCAAGCUGUGCCCAAAGCAAAAAUGGAAGUGGAGUCGUACUCAGCCCACCCCGGUGAGCUGCUCCAGCUGCGCUGCCGGCUGCGGGACGACGUGCAGAGCAUCAACUGGGUGAGGGACGGCGUCCAGCUGGCCGAGAACAACCGCACACGCAUCACUGGGGACGAGGUAGAGGUCAGGGACGUGGUGCCCGAGGACUCAGGGCUCUAUGCCUGCAUGACCAACAGCCCCUCGGGGAGCGACACCACCUUCUUCUCCGUCAACGUCUCAGACGCUCUCCCCUCUGCAGAGGAUGAUGAUGAUGAAGAUGAUUCCUCGUCGGAGGAGAAGGAGGCUGAUAACACCAAGCCCAACCAGGCCAUUGCUCCCUACUGGACCUAUCCUGAGAAGAUGGAGAAGAAGCUCCACGCUGUCCCUGCUGCCAAAACAGUGAAAUUCAAGUGUCCCUCCAGCGGGACCCCCAACCCCACCCUGCGCUGGCUGAAGAACGGCAAAGAGUUCAAACCUGACCAUCGCAUCGGGGGCUACAAGGUCCGCCAGGCCACCUGGAGCAUCAUCAUGGACUCGGUGGUGCCAUCUGACAAGGGCAACUACACCUGCAUCGUGGAGAACAAGUAUGGCAGCAUCAACCACACCUACCAGCUGGAUGUUGUGGAGCGCUCCCCACACCGGCCCAUCCUGCAGGCAGGGCUGCCUGCCAACAAGACAGUGGCCCUGGGCAGCAACGUGGAGUUUGUCUGCAAGGUCUACAGCGACCCCCAGCCCCACAUCCAGUGGCUGAAGCACAUUGAGGUGAACGGCAGCAAGAUCGGCCCCGACAACCUGCCCUACGUGCAGAUCCUGAAGACGGCUGGUGUUAACACGACAGACAAAGAAAUGGAAGUGCUUCACUUAAGGAAUGUCUCAUUUGAGGAUGCUGGGGAGUAUACAUGUUUGGCGGGUAAUUCUAUUGGGAUCUCCCAUCACUCUGCAUGGUUGACAGUUCUCGAAGCUAUUGAAGACACCCCAGCCAUGAUGACAUCUCCCUUCUACCUGGAGAUCAUCAUCUACUGCAUCGGAGCCUUCCUCAUCUCCUGCAUGGUGGUGACCAUCAUCAUCUACAAGCUGAAGAGCACCACCAAGAAGACAGAUUUCAACAGCCAGCUGGCCGUGCACAAGCUGGCCAAGAGCAUCCCCCUGCGCAGACAGGUGUCAGCCGACUCCAGCUCGUCCAUGAACUCGGGAGUGAUGCUGGUGAGGCCCUCACGCCUCUCCUCCAGCGGCACCCCCAUGCUGGCUGGUGUCUCUGAGUACGAGCUGCCCGAGGAUCCACGCUGGGAGCUGCCCCGGGACAGGCUGAUCCUGGGCAAGCCCCUGGGAGAAGGAUGCUUCGGGCAGGUGGUGCUGGCAGAAGCCAUCGGCCUGGACAAGGACAAGCCCAACCGUGUGACCAAGGUGGCGGUGAAGAUGCUCAAGUCCGACGCCACAGAGAAGGACUUGUCUGACCUCAUCUCCGAGAUGGAGAUGAUGAAGAUGAUUGGCAAGCACAAGAACAUCAUCAACCUGCUGGGAGCCUGCACGCAGGACGGACCCCUGUAUGUGAUUGUGGAAUAUGCCAGCAAGGGCAACCUCCGGGAGUACCUGCAGGCGCGGCGGCCCCCGGGCAUGGAGUACUGCUACAACCCCGCCCGUGUCCCCGAGGAGCAGCUCUCCUUCAAGGACCUGGUCUCCUGUGCCUACCAGGUGGCACGGGGCAUGGAGUACCUGGCCUCCAAGAAGUGCAUCCACAGGGACCUGGCAGCCAGGAACGUGCUGGUGACAGAGGACAACGUGAUGAAGAUCGCUGACUUCGGGCUGGCCCGUGACAUCCACCACAUCGAUUACUACAAGAAGACCACAAAUGGUCGCCUGCCAGUGAAGUGGAUGGCCCCCGAGGCUCUCUUUGACAGAAUCUACACCCACCAGAGUGAUGUGUGGUCCUUUGGGGUGCUGCUGUGGGAGAUUUUCACACUGGGUGGGUCACCCUACCCUGGUGUGCCCGUUGAGGAGCUCUUCAAGCUGCUGAAGGAAGGUCACAGGAUGGACAAGCCCAGCAACUGCACCAACGAGCUGUACAUGAUGAUGAGGGAUUGCUGGCACGCCGUCCCUUCCCAGAGACCCACCUUCAAGCAGCUGGUGGAAGACCUGGACAGGAUCGUGGCCAUGACCUCCAACCAGGAGUACCUGGACCUGUCCAUGCCUCUGGACCAGUACUCCCCCGGCUUCCCGGACACGCGCAGCUCCACCUGCUCCUCGGGAGAGGACUCGGUGUUCUCCCACGACCCGCUCCCGGAUGAGCCCUGCCUCCCCAAGCUCCCCCCUCAGCACAGCAAUGGUGGACUGAAGCGACACUGAGGGUGGCACUGCCAGGGCUGCCCCGCCGGGCCGUGCCCGUGGACGCUGCCUGCACAGCCUGGUUGUGCUCGGCUGGUGCAGAAAGGGUUCAGAGACAUCUGUAGCAUCUCAACAUAACCAAAACCACCCAGCUCCUCCUGCCUCUCGUGUCAGCUCUGCACAGCCCAAAGGCUCCAGGGUUUCCGUGGCCUUUCCUCCUGUUUUUAAACCUCUUUUCCGUCAGUUCUGUGCUGGAGAGUUCCCCCUUGGCUGAGCUGAAAUCCUCUCCCGUGGGCAAUGCGUGGCCAAAGAGCCCAGCCAGGCAUCCUGGGGUGGCACAGCCUGGUCAGGCACAGGAGCUGGGCUGGUGUGCCCCCAGGAGAACCUGGUGAGCUGGGAGCAGCACCCAGCUCCUGCAGCUGCACAAGGGGGGAGCCUUGGUGUGCCAGGAGCCUCAGUGGUGUGCUGGGAGUCUCACUGGUGUGCCAGGACCCUGACUGGUGUGCCAGGAACCUCACUGGUGUUCUGUAACCAUCACUGGUGUGCCAGGAGCCUCAGUGGUGUGCUGGGAGCCUCACUGGUGUGCCAGGAGCCUCACUGGUGUGCCAGGAGCCUCACUGGAGUGCCAGGACCCUGACUGGUGUGCCAGGAGCCUCACUGGUGUUCUGUAACCAUCACUGGUGUGCCAGGACCCUCACUGGUGUGCCAGGACCCUCACUGGUGUGCUGGGAGCCUCCUUGGUGUGCCAGUAGCCUCAUUGGUGUUCUGUAACCAUCACAGGUGCACCAGAAGCCUCCCUGGUGUGCUGGGAGCCUCACUGGUGUGCCAGGAGCCUCACCGAUGUGCCAGGAACCUCACUGGUGUUCUGGGAGCCUCACUGGUGUGCCAUGAGCUUCAUUGGUAUUUUGUGAUCCUGACUGGUGUGCCAGGACUCUCCCUGGUGUGCCAGGAGCCCCACUGGUGUUCUGUAAGCAUCACUGGUGUGCCAGGACCAUCACUGGUGUUCUGUAACCAUCACUGAUGUGCCAGGAGCCUCACCAAUGUGCCAGGACCCUCAUUGGUGUGCUGGGAGCCUCACUGGUGUGCCGGGAGCCUCAUUGGUAUUUUGUGACCCUGACUGGUGUGCCAGGACUCUCCCUGGUGUGCCAGGAGCCUCCCUGGUGUUCUGUAACCAUCACUGGUGUGCCAGGAGCCCCCCUGGUGUUCUGUAACCAUCACUGGUGUGCCAGGAGCCUCCCUGGUGUUCUGUAACCAUCACUGGUGUGCCAGGAGCCCCACUGGUGUUCUGUAACCAUCACUGGUGUGCCAGGAGCCUCCCUGGUGUUCUGUAACCAUCACUGGUGUGCCAGGAGCCUCCCUGGUGUUCUGUAACCAUCACUGGUGUGCCAGGAGCCCCACUGGUGUUCUGUAACCAUCACUGGUGUGCCAGGAGCCUCACUGGUGUUCUGUAACCAUCACUGGUGUGCCAGGAGGCUCACUGGGACCCUCAGCACGCCAGGACCCUCGUGGUGUGGGGCUCCCUCCUGCCCAGGAUGCCCCCAGGCCACAGGACCAGCACACGUGGGCUUUGCUGAGCCAGGCCUGGCACACCCAGGGUAGGAGCCCUGCACUGCUCAGAGGUGACUGAACCCACCUGUGCUAAACCCAGAGUCCCAUGUACAUAACAAAAAAUAUGUAUAAAUAUGAAUAUAUAUUUACAUGUCUUUUUAAAAAGGGUUGUUACCAGAGAUAUACCAGUUUGGUAGGAAGGUACUAGUGGCUGGUAGAUAUCAGUUGCUAUAUAUAAAAAAAAAAAAAAAAGUCAUAUAUUUUGCUAUUUUUGCUGGUUUUAUUUUUUUAAAUUAUGUUCUAAACCUAUUUCAGUUUAGGUCCCCUCGAUAAGAAUUUGCUGCUGCUGCUUCAGUUUUAUAUGGGGUUGUAUUAAACAACAAUAAUAAGAAGAAUAAUAAUAAUGUGUCGAUGAUGCCUUUUGGGAAUCCAUUGUCAUUACGUGCCUGGCCUUGCCCUGGCCCCGGGGAGGGAGGGAGGGAGGGAAGGAGGGAAGGAAGGAGGGGGCUGCCCUUGCCCCCCAUCCCCUGCCCUGGGGGGAGCUCCGGGCAGUGCCCAGCUCGGUGCCAACCCCACCAGUGCCUUACCUGGGAGGGGGGAGCAUCCUCACAUCCUUGCAUCCUCAUCCUCACAUCCUCACAUCCUCACAUCCUCACCCCAGCUCUGUGCUCCCCCUGCAGUCCCACGGACAGACAGACAGACAGACAGGGCACUCCCUGAAAUCCUCCCUCCCACCCCUCCCUGCCGCCGGUGCCAGGCCGCUGUUACUUGAAAAGUUUUAUUUUGCCUUUGUACGGAGAAAUAUUAUUUGUUGUAAACUCUUCCUGUAAUGAAAUUCUGGAAUUCUUGUAAUUAUUAAAAGACUUUAACCACC